CUCUGCACUCUCCCCAGCUCCUCUGCUUGUCAUUCUGCAGCUGAAACGGUGUUAGAGAAAUCCCCGUGCUCGGCAUCAGAGGCAGGACACAGGAGCAGGGAAGACCGUGGGGGAAUAAAUUGGGGGAUCCCUCAAAGAACUGACAAGUAUUUUGUUCUUUUUGUGCUUUUGAUGAUUGACCUGUUCUGCUGCCUCUCUUCUGCGAGGAAAGACUUUAAAUGGAAGACUUGAUGUGAGAGAAAAAAAAACACAGUAAGAGCUUUUGCAGCUUUUUUUUGCCUCACAGAGCAAAGUGAUGCAAAUGGAGACACAGCAUUUGGAAGUGAGCAACUGAAGACUUAAUCUCUAGGAAAAGGAACUGAAAAAGGAACAGGAGCACUUGAACACAGAUGAGACGCUGAAUCAAGAGAUUUUAAAACCAAACGCUUUUUGAGACUUCAGGCUUCUCUGCAAGUCUCCACUCCUCCUGUCCCAUCUGCACUUUUCCUCCACGUCUCGAGCUCUGCUCCCUCGACUGAAGCUCAGCCAUGCAGGUGUCCAUCGCCUGCACGGACCACAACCUGAAGAGGGGGAAUGGGGACCACAGCAAGCAGAGCGCCACCAGCCCCAACGUGGUGAACCAAGCCAGGGCCAAGUUCCGCACCGUGGCCAUCAUCGCUCGCAGCUUCGGCUCCUUCACUCCACGGCACAUUUCACUCAAGGAGUCAACGGGGAAACACACAGGCAUGAAGUACAGGAACCUUGGGAAGUCGGGACUCAGAGUAUCUUGCUUAGGACUGGGUACAUGGGUGACAUUUGGAGGACAGAUAACAGACGAGAUUGCAGAGCAGCUAAUGACGAUUGCCUAUGAGAGUGGAGUCAACCUGUUCGACACAGCUGAGGUCUACGCAGGCGGCAGGGCCGAAGUCAUUCUAGGAAACAUCAUCAAGAAGAAAUGCUGGAGGCGAUCCAGUUUGGUCAUCACAACUAAACUCUACUGGGGAGGAAAAGCAGAGACAGAGAGAGGACUGUCCAGGAAACACAUUAUUGAAGGUCUAAAAGGCUCUCUACAAAGGAUGCAGCUGGAAUAUGUUGAUGUAGUUUUUGCCAACCGCCCUGACAGCAAUACUCCCAUGGAGGAGAUUGUUCGGGCCAUGACCUACGUGAUCAACCAAGGCAUGGCCAUGUACUGGGGGACGUCCCGGUGGACGGCCAUGGAGAUCAUGGAGGCGUAUUCUGUGGCAAGGCAGUUUAAUCUGAUCCCUCCGGUGUGUGAGCAGGCAGAGUAUCAUCUCUUCCAGAGGGAGAAAGUAGAAGUGCAGCUGCCCGAACUUUACCACAAGAUAGGAGUCGGAGCGAUGACAUGGUCACCGCUGGCGUGCGGCAUCAUCACAGGAAAAUAUGAAAACGGCAUUCCUGAAUCUUCCAGGGCUUCCAUGAAGUCGUAUCAGUGGUUGAAGGAGAAAAUCGUAAGUGAGGAUGGAAGGAAGCAACAAGCAAAGCUGAAGGAGCUGAACCACAUUGCAGAGAAGCUGGGCUGCACUCUGCCUCAACUGGCUGUGGCGUGGUGUCUAAGAAAUGAAGGAGUGAGCUCAGUUCUUCUGGGAACAUCCAACCCUGAACAGCUCACUGAGAACCUCGGGGCCAUACAGGUCCUUCCUAAGAUGACGUCCCAUGUGGUGUCUGAAAUCGACCACAUCCUGGGCAACAGACCAUACAGUAAGAAAGACUACCGCUCUUAGGCCAGGCUGGUGGACUUAGCGAGAGGUCAGUCUACCUCCCCACCUUCCUACUUAACCAUACUGCUACCACGGACGCACCGUUUAAUGUUUAAGUCCACGGUUCUCUCCUUCGGGCCCCACUCAGCUCCAGCACACUUCAGCCUGGAACAGCCCAGCAUUGUCCUGCUCAGAUCAGUUCUACCAGGUUCAUCUCAGGUUCAGUCCAGCUCAGCCAAGAGACGCUUAACAAACUUAGCUUUUCGCAGCCUCAAACGCAACUUAGUCCAUGUGAGUGAAUCCUCCUUCUCCCUUUCAGUGUCGAUCCAUUCAGAUAUUACUAUGCAGAGCUUAGUCUUACCCAUGCCCAUAUAGAGCUCAGUUCAGAUCCUCCCAGGUGGCUUCUAAUAGUUUGUGAUACACACAUUCACAUUAUGAUUUAAGCAGUACAAAAUGAAAAGCACUGCAGCAGUAUUUCGAGUAAAAGUGCCUUGCUCAGGGGCACCUUGAUAGCGGUUAUUGAGUGAAACGCUUAUGUUAGUUACUCACUUUUCCUUCCCACAUCCUCCCGAUGACUCAGACCCUCAGGUCUCGAGCCUUGCUUCUCUAAUGUCCAGACUUCCACCCACAACUAAUUUAAUUUGAGCACAAAAAUUCAUACUGAGCACAUAUUUUAUUCAUGAGAAUUGCCGAACCACAAGCUGAAUACAUCAAUACAAGCACCUUAGGCUUAGAAAUUAGAUGUACCCAAGGAAAGUAGACAUGAAGAACCUUCAGUUGCAUGAACAUCCCCAGUCAGUUAGUCAGUGCUUUCAUUAAAUUGCUAUGCAGUGCAGCAAACAAAACAAAAGAGCGCAAUACUUUCACCUCUUCUGUGUGAAAGGUGCACGCUCGUGAAAUAUGAGGUUUAACAAAGACGGCACUCAUACUUCUUCUUCCUCUUAAAAAAAAGCUUUAUGAAUGAGGCCUCAACACACUAGUUCCCUACUAGCUUGAUGAGCUUUAAACUACCUACCAAAUGUACUCAGUCCUAUAUCCAAUAUAGCACAGAAUCAUAUUCAGUAGAUACUAAAGGCUGCAAACCGCGAGUAUAUUAACCAACAGGUGCAUGUUUCUCCUGCUAUAGUGUGCCUCUCUUUACUUUUUUCUACAAAGCACAUAACGAAACAACAGAAAGGAGUUUGAUCAAAAGUACCGCAAGCUUGUCUACCACCCCGACCACCUGUAAAGCAAAGGAUUGUGGAGCAUCAGUUUCAGUGGGACUCAGUUAGAAUGAAGCAUGUCGCCCCCGUGUGGUGUUUUUCAGGAACUGCUGCUCUGCUUCAGUAGAUUAUACUGAGAGAAGAAGAAGAAGAAGAAGAAGUGGACUACUUUUCUCUCCAUUUGCAUUCAUUAUGGAGACAUUUGACUCUUUUUUUGCCUGUGAACUGAACCCGCAUUGCUGAUUUCCUCAACAAAACCUUCUGGAAAAAGGACUUAAGCAAAUGAUUAAUAUAUGGAAUAAAAGGAUGUCUGGCCUCCUGGCUGGUCAUUGUUUUAAUAACUGCAAAAACAGCUUGUUAAUGGCACAAAGAGGCAUAUAUGUAUAUAAGUAUUUGGGAUGUGGCAAAGAUUACAAUAUUUAUUCUAGAGUAGAUAAUAGAUAGAACUUUAUUUUGACAUUUUGAGAUAUUGUUUUAAAAAUUACUGGGAUGUUACAUGUACUGUAAAUACAAUGUUAAGGCAUACCUUGUAACAUAAGCAAAACCAUGAAGAAGCCUUUCAUGCAUAUGAGGACUUCACAGUACUGUACACGGCUAUUAUAUAUAAAUAAGAUGUAUAUAGAAUUAUUUUGUUGCUCCUCUGUAGAAUCAUUGCAUCAGUCACUCUUCUUCCU
This is a messenger RNA of Centropristis striata (black sea bass), 3573 nucleotides long. RefSeq names its product potassium voltage-gated channel subfamily A regulatory beta subunit 1a (gene kcnab1a). The transcript is spliced from 14 exons. Gene Ontology annotation, molecular function: potassium channel regulator activity; transmembrane transporter binding; voltage-gated potassium channel activity. The record is from RefSeq and is a predicted model, not a curated record. Bases 528 to 1721 code for a protein of 397 amino acids. Gene Ontology annotation, biological process: negative regulation of delayed rectifier potassium channel activity; potassium ion transport; transmembrane transport. Lineage: Eukaryota; Metazoa; Chordata; Actinopteri; Perciformes; Serranidae. Gene Ontology annotation, cellular component: cytoplasm; voltage-gated potassium channel complex; membrane.